GCAAAUAGAAAAUGGCCGCGUGUUCUGGUCCACAGACUUUUCUAACCAGAAUCUUUGAUUUUUAUUCUCUCCCAAUUCAAUUUUUCUAAUAUACUUUUGAUCAGAAAUCCAAUCCAGAAAGUUUCGGGAAAAGAAGAGAGAAAUCGAAGAAUUUUUUCAUGGCCGAUUCCAAAUCGUAUCCUUCAUCGCCAGGGAAAAAUGUGAAGGCGCCAAAUGUGUUUGAGAGGGCAAAGGAAGAGUUUGAGGCAGUUGUUCACAAUGGGAUACACAGGCAUGAGAAUCACAAGGAGACUCAUGAUAUCGAUUCCAACACUCCGAGCGGUGAUGUGAAGGCUCCCAAUGUGUUUGAGAGGGCAAAGGAGGAGUUUGAGGCAGUUUUGCAGAGUGGGAAACACUGGCAUGUGCAUCACAAGGAGACUCAUGGAAUGCGGGAAGAUAUUGAUUGCAACACUCCAACCGGUGACGUGAAGGCUCCCAACGUGUUUGAGAGGGCGAAGGAGGAAAUCGAGGCCAUUGUGGAGGCUAUUCAUCCCAAGAAGGAUCCAAAGAGUCAUGAUUCGCACGCAUAUGGAGAGACGAGGAAUACUCCUACGAAGAGCUCUGCAGAAUCGGAUAAGUCAGAGUUGCAUUCAGAAUGGAAGGACCGAGAGAAGCAGGGAAAAAGUGAUGAUAUUGAUGAUGUUAGAGGUCCAAACGUGUUCGAACGAGCAAAAGAAGAAAUCGAAGCUCUUAUUGAGACCAUCCAUCCAAAGAAGAAUUCAGGUCGCCCCAAGGAAGACACAGAUUGAAAUUCUUUUUUUAUGCUGAGAAACAAACACAAUGGUUGUGGUAUUUCAAAUUUUACAAAAUACCCUAUGAAUGUUGUAUUCUUGUGCAGUUAGAUGAUUUGUGAUAUAUUAGAUGCUUUUGAAGAGCUAGAUGAGGAGGAGUUGGAGUACUUCUCAACAACUUACUCAAUUUGGAGCAAGAUAGAUUUGAUUAGCCAAUCAUUUACAUAAUGUGCAUGGAAAUAUUCUGCAAGCUGCAUUUCUCA
Messenger RNA from Salvia splendens (bonfire salvia), 1033 nucleotides. RefSeq lists its product as uncharacterized. The record is from RefSeq and is a predicted model, not a curated record. The transcript is spliced from 4 exons. Bases 159 to 788 code for a protein of 209 amino acids. NCBI's taxonomy places the organism in Eukaryota, Viridiplantae, Streptophyta, Magnoliopsida, Lamiales, Lamiaceae.